UUAAAUUUUGCGCACUAUACACGGAAAAAACGGUAUCCGAAAGACUCGGGACCUCGGAAGUCUCGCGAGACGAGAGCAGGUUAACCUGGUCUCAUUUGAAAGUGCGUCAAGGCAUCUUGUGUUUUGCAAGUAAAAGCUGCACGAUCAUGGAAGAUAUAAUCCCUUGUCUCGACGAAGAGCCAAAGCUAGAGGAGCCCACUGCAUCCGUCAAAUCGGAAAACAGUGAAACAGGUCCCGAGACACCCAAUGGCAUCAAGACGGAUGCUGAGGACCCCAAAAGCCCUAAAGAGAAACAUGAAGGCAAAGAGAAGUCCUCCGGAAGCCGAAGAGGAGGUCGCUACCAUCCUUACAAAGACAAACAUGGUGGCGAAAAGAAAGGUGGUCAAAAGAACCGGGUGUUCAUCAGCAACAUCCCGUAUGACAUGAAAUGGCAGGCAAUUAAAGAUCUCAUGCGUGAUCAAGUCGGGGAGGUUACAUACGUGGAGCUCUUUAAGGAUGCAGAAGGAAAGUCAAGGGGUUGUGGUGUUGUGGACUUCAAGGAUGAAGAGUUUGUGAGCAAGGCAAUAGAAACUAUGAAUAAAUAUGACCUGAAUGGAAGACCUCUCAACAUUAAGGAGGACCCUGAUGGUGAACAUGCCCGGCGUGUGCUGCAGCGCAUGGGAGGCCACCAAGGAGCCCGGGGACCUGACGUGGGAUCUGGUGGAAUGAAUGUCCCCCCCGCCAUUGCCAACAACCCCAACAUUCCACCUGAAAUCAAGCACGCGUUGCAAACCGGUCGACUGGGCAGCACGGUGUUUGUGGCCAAUCUUGAUUUCAAGGUAGGCUGGAAAAAGCUAAAGGAAGUGUUCAGCAUGGCAGGUGCGGUAAAAAGAGCCGACGUGAAGGAGGACAAGGAUGGCAAGAGCCGUGGAAUGGGAACAGUGACUUUUGAGCAGCCCCUGGAGGCUCUGCAGGCUAUUUCCAUGUUCAAUGGACAGAUGCUCUUUGAUAGACAAAUGCAUGUCAAAAUGGAUGAUAGAUCCCUUCCGCCUGAUGAUUACCGUCCAAUGGAAAAGACACCUCAAUUACCACGAGGUCUUUCUGGUAUCGGUAUGGGACUAGGACCAGGAGGGCAGCCUCUCAAUGCAAACCAUUUGAACAGCGGAGGAGGCAUGGGCUCCAUGGGGCCAGGAGGGAUGGAUGCGCCAGGUUAUGGUGGAAUGAACAGACUUGGGGGAAUGGGUGUUGGCGGUGGGUUUGGAGGCAUGGACAACAUGGCCAACCUGGUUAACUUUGGAGGAAGAGACAUGAUGGCGAUGGGCAGGAUGAACGAUAUGUUUCGGUCAAGAAUGGGCGGAAUGGAUCGGGAUUUUGGCAACAGCGACAUGCCAAUGAAUCGUGGAUUUGGAGAUUCCUUUGGAGGAAUGGGUGGAAGUUUUGGCGGAGGCAUGGGCGGAGGUGGCAUGGGGAGCAUGGGGACUGGAUUAGGUGGUGGGAUGGGCAGUAUGACGAUAGAUCGCAUGGGCUCAGGCUUUGACCGCAUGGGAAUGUCAGGAAUGGACAUGAACCGCGGCUUUGGAGCUGGCAGCCCAAGUCACAUGGGCAUGUCUGACCGAGGCUUUGGGUCCAAAGCUGGCUGUCAGAUAUUUGUGCGAAAUCUCUCCUAUGAACUUACAUGGCAAAAGCUUAAAGAGAAGUUCAGUCACUGCGGCCAUGUCAUGUUUGCAGAGAUCAAGAUGGAGAACGGCAAGUCAAAGGGCUGCGGAACAGUGAGAUUCGACUCUCCAGAGAGUGCAGAGAAAGCCUGCCGGAUGAUGAAUGGAACAAAGAUCAAUGGCCGAGAGGUGGAUGUCCGUAUUGAUCGUAAUGCCUAGAAGUUUUUGCAAGGAAACUGCUUCACUCAUUUCCACAUUUUGAGCCAUGUUUGCCAGUAAGCUCUUGUUUUGUUUUAAAAACACAAUUACAUUGCGUCACCUAAUUUCACGUCCGCAGAUUUCAUUUGUUUCUGUUAAUACAGUAUAUACAACAUGAGUCCUUUUAUCUGUUGUUUUGUAAUCCUUGUUUUUUGAUUGCCUGGCAAAAUGUUUGAACAAAUAAACAUUUUAAUUUUUAAA
Syngnathus typhle (broad-nosed pipefish) is the source of this 2093-nucleotide messenger RNA. It is a transcript of the gene myef2, whose product is annotated as myelin expression factor 2. The transcript has 17 exons. Lineage: Eukaryota; Metazoa; Chordata; Actinopteri; Syngnathiformes; Syngnathidae. Gene Ontology annotation, molecular function: mRNA binding. Bases 147 to 1853 code for a protein of 568 amino acids. Gene Ontology annotation, cellular component: nucleus; cytoplasm; post-mRNA release spliceosomal complex. Gene Ontology annotation, biological process: regulation of mRNA stability involved in response to oxidative stress. The record is from RefSeq and is a predicted model, not a curated record.